GAGUUCGGUAUCUCAUCGAACCAAAAUUUGACUAUAUUGUUGCACCACGUGUAAUGCGUUUCCACCGGUUGAUACAACUCGUACCUCGAGCCGGCACGGUAUAAGAAGGGAGGUGUGAUCCCGGAAUUUGCAUCAUUCGUGAAACGUACAUCAAGCACUACAGUGAUCAGGAGCACUUUUAUGUCGGAGCAGAUUAAAGCUUCAGGAUGAAGUUUUCGGUUGUAAUACUGAUGAUUACUGUGAGCAUGGCAGUAAAUGGAGACCCCAACCCAAAUUUCCGGCAAAUUCACCCAACAGUGCACCGAAACUCCAACGCCAGUGUGACAUCGGUUCGCUUCUACCUGAACGACACGUUUUGGCAACUGGAGCUGGAACCCAAGACAUACCCAGAGACCGUGAGGGUAAAUUUUGUGCUGAAUGGCACAAACUCUGAGAAUGAUCUUAACGUCCCAAAUUUUCACUAUCAGGGAGUUGUCCUCGGAAAACCCUUGUCCAAAGUUGCAGUCUCGAUCUGCAACGGUGACCACAUUCAAGGGGAAGUGUUUGAUGGGACGGACGUGUACGGCCUGACUUACUACGAUGGACAGUAUGUCACGCGGUACCCUCAAGAGGCUGGCAAUUCGUCGAACGGGAUAAGCCUCUACGCUGGAAAAAAGCCGGAAACGCCUCCCGUUCGUAUCGCGAUGGGCAUAGUGGUCGACAAAACUGUGUUCAAAGAACAUGAUCAAAGUCCCGAAAAGGGGAUUGAUUUCUUCUUUAGCAUUGUAAACAUCCUCAAUGCUCUGCUGGCGAAAUUCAACAUCGUGCUCGAUCUUACCAGAAUCGAAAACUGGACCGAUAAAGAUUACAUCGAAAUGAACUCGUCAAGCGAUGUACUGUUGCCCCGAUUCAACAAGUACAUCAACAGCCAGAUGCUUGGUCGGGAUUCGGUUGACUUCGUCGUCCUCUACACGGCGAAUUUGUCGACCGAAGGAGUGUCCAUACGCGGAUCCAUGGGCUCACGACGCGGUUCCGGUUCGGUCGUUAUUACGAAUUUCCACGAUGUGGUUGUCACCGCACAUACCACGCUCCACGAAUUGCUGCAUCUGAUCGGAGUUGGACACGACCAAGGCGGUGAAGAUUUUCUCAUGGCGGUAAAAACCAACAUCUUCGCCAAUGCAAUGGUGAGCAAGGACAGCAUAGCUGAGUUAAACGCUGCCAUGCCGAAGAUAUUGGAUCGACUGCUGCAGAAGCAUCAGCAAUGGACGCCGAUCUCUACUGGGGAGCAAUCCGGUGGACCAAGUUUUGAUCUUGAAACGGAGAAAGGUUUGGCUUGGUGGCAAAUCAGCCUCAUUGUAUUUGGAGUGUUGUGCCUAAUUGUAGCUGUCGCAACGGUCAUCUUGAUCUGUAAGCGUCGACUAUCGCAAGCGCAAGCUGUGGACCGUCCCGGAGAUUGCAAAAACUGAUGUCAAAGCCGUCGCCAUGGACACGGCGAGAAAGUCCAGCGUUGAAACGAAGACCGGUGUGACUGAUUGGUUGAGUACCUCCUUGGCUGUCAGUGGAGUCACGGACGACCGGUCCAUCGGAAUGGAGAAAGCCACACUCGCUCGCGAAUCAUCUCGCAAAAGUCUGACCAGUGGCUACGUGUCGCCGUCGCAGGUCAGCUUGACCAUCGAAGAUGACUCAUCGUAAUAGACGCAUGCCAUAUUUUAAAGAAAUUAAGAUAAUUAAUUAAGCGUACUUCAUAGAAAGACACUUGACAGACUUGCGAAACAGUAAAAGAAAUUAUUUUCAAGACAGACCUAGCCAGUCCACCGUUUAAAAACUGGUAGUAAGACUGGUAGUUAUAUUUUAUUUUAUUGUGAUGUUUUAGCAGUAUUUCGGUGCCUCUGUGCUGGUUUUCCUAUCUAGUUAGCAUAAGAGAGCACAGAGGCAUCGAUUUCUAAAAUUAUUGAUAAAAACGAAAACGAAAUGAUUUGCUCAACAGAAAGCAUGCUAAGAUCGUCAAAAAUCCAAAUCACAAUCACCGAGCGAUUAACCCAUCAAACAGAAAAAUUUAAAAAAAUAGUUUAAAAAAAUUACAAAAAAAAAUCAUUUUUUUUUUUAAUUUUUGAGUUGCAAAUUUGAUUUGCACCCCAGCGCUGCAGAUGCCCUAACAGAUUAAAGACUUUUAGAGGAAAGCAAAUCCUUUCCGCCAGUGCUAAAUUGAUUUUUUUUAACUUUUUUCUUGCUGUUAAUUUCUAACAUGAACCACUUGAGUUAAUGUUGCAUUGCCAUUAGUAAAUAUUCGGAGGUGAGUUGUGGAAAAAAAAGAAGUUUAAUAAUUAUAAAAAAAGAAGUAAAGUUUUUUAGGGCAAUACUAUGAAGGGAUUAAUAACGACUUAAUUAGUUGAAUACAAUUUACUAGCUAUUGUUUAUGUUUGUGCAGAAUUUGUUUAAGUUUUAACAUUACUUUGACUAUUGUUAGGUAUUUAUUAUUUAUAAAUAUUUAUUGAACAAAAUCAGCUCGAUGUCUAGAGUUUUCUUUAAAAAGGUCCUAUAAACAACAUUUUCAAGUUUCGCUUUUUGGGUGUGUUUGAAACCGCCUUAAGUAAGGGUAUUUAAAACACUCAGAAAGGAAAAAAAAAGUUUUGUUUAUUGGACCUUUAAAAAAACUCCAGAUAUACAAUAGCAACGAUAUAGGGUAAUAUCAUGAUUUUCAAUUAAACUCAAACAAGUUGAGAUUCGAAAAAUCAGCCAAUGUAAAACAAAACAUGUGGAAAACCUAACAAUCAAAUAAAACUCAAGUAUACUGUUUAGAAUGAA
Molecule: messenger RNA, 2784 nt
Organism: Culex pipiens pallens (northern house mosquito)
Lineage: Eukaryota; Metazoa; Arthropoda; Insecta; Diptera; Culicidae
Product: zinc metalloproteinase-disintegrin-like 2d
Exons: 4
Coding region: 207-1445 (412 amino acids)
Biological process (GO): membrane protein ectodomain proteolysis
Molecular function (GO): metalloendopeptidase activity
Source: RefSeq, a predicted model, not a curated record